AUGUCCAGACAAGGCAGCUUCACCAGUCUGCUUGCAGUGCAGAUCUACCGCCUCUGCGGGGGGUUCGCGCUGUACGACGACUGCGACGAGCGCAUCGAGAGCUGCAUCGCCGACCCGCGCCACGUCGACACCUGCGGGCCCUCGUGCGACGGGCCGGGAAUCUGCUGGCCGUUUGCCGAGAUAUGCGGUGGGGAGGAGAAGCUGCCGUGCCCCGAGGGGAAGGGCUGCUUCAAUGAUCUGCUCUGCUUCCCGCUCAGGUUCGGGUCGGAUUACUACGAGAAGAGCAAGCUCGAGGAGGUGCACAGGACGGACCAGGACGGGUGGCAGGAGGAUUCAUGA
Messenger RNA from Thermothelomyces thermophilus ATCC 42464, 339 nucleotides. RefSeq lists its product as uncharacterized. The transcript has 2 exons. NCBI's taxonomy places the organism in Eukaryota, Fungi, Ascomycota, Sordariomycetes, Sordariales, Chaetomiaceae. Bases 1 to 339 code for a protein of 112 amino acids. The record is from RefSeq and is a predicted model, not a curated record.